Messenger RNA from Aspergillus steynii IBT 23096, 2691 nucleotides. Its product is annotated as putative cellobiose dehydrogenase. Lineage: Eukaryota; Fungi; Ascomycota; Eurotiomycetes; Eurotiales; Aspergillaceae. The record is from RefSeq and is a predicted model, not a curated record. The transcript has 2 exons. The coding region runs from base 1 to 2691 and encodes 896 amino acids. Gene Ontology annotation, molecular function: oxidoreductase activity, acting on CH-OH group of donors; flavin adenine dinucleotide binding.
AUGCGUUCUUUCCUCGGAGGAGUCGUCGCUCUGAGCUCCGUGCUCGGGGCUGCGGCCAAGAACUACAACUCGACCGCCUACAGUGACUCCGCUAGCGGAAUCGACUUCCAACGGUGGUGCGACGCUUCCACCGGGUUCUGUUUCGGAUUGGCCCUGCCUGAAGAUGCCGACAAGGACUUCAUUGGUCAGCUCGAAAUCCCUCUCACCGACUCCAAGGGAUGGGGUGGUGUCAGUCUGGCCAGCUCCAUGACCCACGCCCUCCUCAUCGGUGCCUGGCCCAACGGCGACGGUGUCGUCUCGACCCUCCGUGAGGCCACCUCCUACACCAACCCCGACGAGUACGACGGCGACGCCAGCCUCGCCGAGAUCUCCAGCGGAACCUCCGUCAACAGCACCUACCUGACCUACACCUUCCUCUGCAAGGGUUGCAUCGUUGGCGACCCCACCACCUUCAGCGCGGAUGACGAGAGCUACUUCAUGGGAUGGGCUCUGAGCAAGAACGCCCCUACCACCCCGUCCAAGUCUUCCUCCGUCCUGGGCUACCACGCCCACGGUUUCGGUAGCUUCCGCAUGCUGCUGUCCGACGCCAAGUCCUCCAAGUACUCCACCUGGGCCAGCAAGGCUAAGGCCACCAGCACCUCCGCUUCGCCCUCGGCCGCCGCCUCGUCCGCCGCUGUCAGCAGCACCCCCUCCCCCAGCGUGGCUCCUACCGUGUCCAACACCACCUACGACUACAUCGUCGUCGGUGGUGGUGCCGCCGGUAUCAUCGCCGCCGAGCGUCUGGCCGAGACCAAGAAGAGCGUCCUGCUCAUCGAGCGUGGUGGUGCCCACACCGUCCAGCUCGGCAACGAGAAGAACGCCCUCUCCUGGAACAACUCCCUGACUGCCUACGACGUUCCCGCCCUCGGCAGCUCCCUGUCCUCGCUCGGCCUGCUCGAUGACUACCUCUGCCCCGACACCGCCGGCAUGGCUGGCUGCGUUCUCGGCGGUGGUACCAUCGUCAACGCUCUUGCUUUCAUCCACCCCCAGGAGGCCGACUUCGACGACAAGUGGCCCUCCGGCUGGAAGUGGGACGACGUCAAGGAGGCUGCCGACCGUCUGUACGAGCGCAACCCCGGUAGCUUGCUGCCCUCCGCCGACGGCAAGCGUUACGACCAGGGCAUGUUCACCGCUCUCUCCUCCUUCCUGAAGGGUCUCGGCUACUCGUACGUCAACCAGCACGAGCAGCCCAACGAGAAGCACAACAAGUUCUCCUACCCCUCGUGGUCCGUCGCCAACGGUAUCCGUGCCGGUCCCGUCCGUUCCUACCUCCCUCUCGCCCAGGAGCUCGACAACUUCCACCUGAGCCUGCACACCAAGGUUCUCCGUCUCAUCCGCCGCGGUGGCCGCGUCACCGGCGUUGAGGUCGAGACUGCCAACGGCGGUGCCGAGAUCAUCAACAUCCGCGCUGGCGGCAAGGUCGUUCUCGCUGCCGGUGCCCUGUCCACCCCCCGCAUCCUGUUCAACUCCGGCAUCGGUCCCGCCGAGCAGAUCCAGAACGUCAAGAAGGGCUCCACCGGUGUCACCGUCCCUCCCCAGGCCGACUGGAUCAACCUGCCCGUCGGUGAGGGUAUCAAGGACCACCCCAUGUUCACCGUGACCGUCAACACCAACAGCAACUUCACCGCCUUCAACACCUCCAGCGUCAUCCCCGGCCCCAACGCCCUCGCUGAGAACCUGUACAAGCACGCCUCCGGUGUCCUGUCCCAGGGUGGCCACCGUCUCCAGUUCUGGACCUCCAACAAGGGCUCCGACGGCAACACCCGUUUCUACCAGGCCUCCUGCAGCACCAGCGGCGACGGCACCAUCACCAUGAAGCUCUACCUCACCCACGGUGCCACCUCUUCCGGUGUUCUGGGUAUCAGCUCCUCCGGCUCCACCGUCAUGGAGAAGGAACCCUUGCUGCAGACCGACGCCGACAAGAAGGCCGUCACCGAGUUCCUGCAGGGUCUGAUCGACGACAUGAAGAACUCUGGCAAGGGCUUCAGCAUCGCGGACGUCGAGUCCGCCGACGACAUUGUCGCCAAGAAGACCUCCGGUGACCACUUCGUCGGUUCCGCCAAGAUGGGCACUGACGACGGCCGCAAGGACGAGGGUACUUCCGUUGUUGACACCGACACCAAGGUCUACGGUACCGAGAACCUGUUCAUCGUCGACGCCUCUAUCCACCCCGAUCUGCCCACCGGUAACACCCAGGCCAUCGUCAUGAUCGCCGCCGAGGCCGCCAUCCCCAAGAUCGUCGCCGCCAAGGGUCUCUCCGGCUCCGUCUCCUCCAGCGUCGUGGCCUCCGCCCCCGCCGAGAAGACCGCCGUCGCCAGCGUCUCCAGCGCCGCCGCCGGCUCCGUCGAGACCGCCACCGACGCCACCACCGUCCAGGCCACCACCACCGAGGCCGGCUCCGCUGCUGCUACUGGCUCUAACGCUGGCUCUGGCUCCAACGCCGGCUCCGACAACCAGGGCUCUGCCACCGCUCCCGCCGUCACCCAGGCUGCCACCACCGCCGCCGCCCAGGGCAACGGCAACGGCCAGGCCGCCGUCCCUCACACCACCACCACCACCAACGAGGCCGGUGAGCUGGUCGUCGUGACCACCACCAAGCUGGUUGUUGUUACCAGCACCAGCACCAUCACUGUUAUGCCUACCUUUGCGUAG